UUGUAUGUUAACAGAGUUAACGUUUCGUUUCCAUCAAAAAAAAAAAAAAAACCAGAGUUAACGGCGUUUCUCUUAGAAAAAAAAAAAAAAAAAAAAGAAGACAGUUAGCGGCGUUAGUAAGUUAACUUGGUAGAGGAUUGGUUAGGCCUUACGUUAGAAGUCGAGGAAAAAUGUUGGUCCUAUCGCAAGCUCCUGGCGGAGCUCUCUCAGCCAGAAGUUGCUCUUUGAGGUCUUCUCCGGCAUUAACGACUCCAAAUUCUCCACUUUUCUCUAAUGGCAAAUCCAAGUUCAUCUCCACCAGAUUUCCCAACAAACGAUUUCCUAUCUCUCUGGCAAAAGCAGAACAAGGUGUGGAUUCGACCCCCUCCUCCUCCACCACCACCAAGCAGUCUUUCUCUUCCUCUCCCGCUUUCGACAAUGAGCAAAGGGUUUUCGUGGGUGAGGAUAGUGUUCCCUUGGAAGGUGUUAUCCAGUUCGAUAAGCCCGACACAUCUUCUCGUUUCAAAAAAUGGGGACGCGUGGCUCUGUUUGCUGGCGGGGAUGUUUUGGCAUUGAUUGUGUUCGCUGCAAUUGGACGAUUCAGCCAUGGGUUCUCGGUGUUUGAUGCUGAAACUCUUCGCACGGCCGACCCUUUUAUUGCUGGGUGGUUUUUGAGUGCUUAUUUCCUUGGAGGUUAUGGGGAAGAUGGACGAGGAAUGAAUGGUCUUUCCAAAGGUGUUACUGCUACAGUAAAAUCAUGGGCUGUGGGAAUACCACUGGGGAUAGCUAUAAGAGCAGUGACGUCAGGUCAUUUUCCAGCAUAUCCGUUUAUAUUGGUUACCAUGGGAAGCACUGCUGUUUUACUUACUGGAUGGAGAGCAAUACUAUACAGCCUUCUUCCCAAUGAUAAAAUCAAGAAGACUGACGAUUACCGAAGUGGUAGCCCAUUUGAAUUGUUUGAGCUGCUCACAUCAUUAGUUCGACGGUGGUGAUAUCAACUGUUUAAGAUUCUGCAGUUGUAGAGUACUGCUAUUAUGAAUAUAGGCACCAAGUUUCUUUGUCGCCAUAUACUUUUCAGCUCUUAUGUAGCUGUGUGGUUAGUAAAAUAUAUCCAAUAUGUUGCUACCAAUUUUGUUCUCUCAGAUGCUGAUAUCAUUCUGCGCGUCUAAUCUGUAAUCUCCCUGCAAAGAUUGCAAGAACAAAAGUUCGCAAUCUUAUACAAAAUACACGACCAGAGACUUUGCUAAACAAAAGAAUUCCAUGGUACCUUCCUUAAUUUGAAAAGCCUGAAUGAAAUAAGUUAUUCACAGAAA
Cannabis sativa is the source of this 1292-nucleotide messenger RNA. RefSeq lists its product as uncharacterized. The record is from RefSeq and is a predicted model, not a curated record. Bases 171 to 971 code for a protein of 266 amino acids. Lineage: Eukaryota; Viridiplantae; Streptophyta; Magnoliopsida; Rosales; Cannabaceae. The transcript is spliced from 5 exons.